CCACCCAGGUGCCCCUGUUUGUAAUUUUCUUAUAGGUAAUAUCCAUAAUACUGGCUUCUUUUCUCCAUUUCUCCAUCCAAGGGGUUCUUUUCCUGAUUGCAUGGUCCUAGAAAAUCACUAAAUAUUGGAAUGGAAAAAACUAGGUCACAUGUAUUAAUACAGUUGGCAUAGCUGAAUCGAUCAGUUUCAAGUUUUGAUUACAAUGUACAGGAUCAUAUAUUUUACUAUUCCUUACAUAAUUAUGUGGAGCCCAGGUUCAAGCUAAGCUGUCAGCACCCUAGUGUACGUGUCUGCUCCCUUCCUCCUAACCACAGCAUGCAGUUCUAAAGUGCUUGAGUUUACAUUCCUCAACUGCCUUCUCUUCUCAUAUCCUACUCUAAUUCCUUUUUCCUAAAUGCAGUGAAACAUUUUGGCUAAUCCAGGCCCCAGAUCCUUGUAUUGUAGGAAAAAGUGUUCAAUAAAGCCAUGAAUAAUAGGAUUUUUAUACAAAGAUAACUCAAGAGAAGGGUUAUUGACUAGCAUCCCAGACCUCAUAUACAUUAGCUACUCAUUUCAUUCUAGAAUGUCCUGGAGGUCAAAGUUGAUCUUGAAAUAAAGAGCUAGGAUUCUUGCUACUACUUCAUGUAAUUAAAAUGCAAAUGUCAGGCCAUCUCAAAAAGCCUGUUGAGCACAGACUGACUAUUAACGCUAGACUCCAAUUAACAUUUCCUGGGUUUCUGUAAUGUGCCAAAUAUUGUUCAGAGGAAAAAAAAUCUGUAAAUUUCCACAAGGGGUUCACAAAGAGGGGGCAGUCUGGAAGAAUUACAGUGGUGUGUGUUCAAGCCAUGUUAGAACUGUGCACAGUGUAUGCUAUGAAACAUAUGAAGGGAGAGAUCUCCAGCCUGGGAAAAUCCUAGCUUUCCCGACUCCCAGCUCUACCCAGGAAUAUAGGACAACUAGGCAGGGUGGGGGCACCUAUCUUUGGAAACAUUUAACUCUAGUUGGGAUUAAUCAUGUUAUCCGUUGUUAAUGUCUUUGUCCUUCACUGUCCUACAUGUAAACUCCCCUCAAGACAGGGAAUGUACUUUAUUCCCCCUUGUCUUGUCCACCGCUGUCUUCUCAUUGCUGUUUCACAUGCUUGGAACUUAAUAGGCAUACCAUCAAUAUUUGUUGAUUGAUAGAUAAAUGUAAGAAUAAAUGGGAUAGACAUUGAGACUGGCUUUAAGGAGAAAGCAGUUUAUGAGGCUGACAUCAGAGAUAAUUAGAAUGUAAACCACUGGGCAGUUUAUCAGAAAAGGCAAGUAUUUAGACGGAAGUGGGGGGAUGGUUUAAAGACAUAACACAGUUGCUGACUACUGGGGGCGGGUGGAAGGGGCAGCAAGAAGGCUAGAUAUGUUCCCAAAGGUUUAUUGUUUUGGAACUACACUUUUUUUCUUUUGUAAAUUAGUUCUUUACCCAUCGAAUUAUUUUGGGAGCUCUGAAUGGCUAUAGCUUAAAGAUACAGCGGCUUCUGAGUUACUUUUACAUUUUUUUCUUAUGAGCUAGUGACCCCAAGGGACAAAAGGACCGGGACUCCCAAGUUUUCUAAAUGCUGGUAAGGAAAGGGUGUGGAAAUGCCAGGCGUGUAAUUGCGGCACCUGGCUCCGUUGCCAGGCAAGCUGAUUCCCACGCUGGCCGGCCUCCGUCGCGCAGCCCCGCCUAACGUGAGGGUCGCGCAGCCUGCGUCCCGCACCUUGAUUGGCUGCGUUGGGCUGCGUCUGCGGGCUCACGGGUCUCCUGUGCCCUGAUUGGCUGCGGGUAGAAAGGCUGGGGCCUGGGACCACACUGCCGAGGGGACUUCGCGGCCCUGUUGGGACACUAGUCUCGGGACCCUGACCCCUGUUCCCAGGCCAAGGGAAGACGGCGGGCCACGGGAAACCUCGGCGGGGGGAGGGAGGAAGGACGGAACCAGGGACCCGGGACUCACUGCGUCUUGCACGGGUGGACAGUGCCAUUGAAAAGUUUAUUGCAGGGAGGUGACAAGAUCACAUUUUGAGAAGAAGUUGGAAAGAAGCCCAAGUGAUUAACUGAAGCCCUGGAUAAGGACAGGAUCCCUGAGGAGAAACUGUAAGAGUAGAGGCGGGAGCAUGGAAUGAGUGGAGCAGGGGUCAGGGGAAGCUGGAGGUCCAAGCUGAGGAGCUUUGACAUCAUUGUGUGGAGGUACAAUGAGUACAUUCUGAGUCCCAGGACGGUGGGAAUUAGCCAACGGACUGCAGACAUGCUGUGGAAGCUGCUGCUAAGAUUGCAGCCCUGCAGGCUGUGUUCAUUCAGAAAGAUGCCAUUGGCUUCAAAAUCCAGACCCCCUUUAGCAUGCUUCAUCUAUACAACUGAUCAUCAAUCAAACCAAGAAAAUAAAAGAACAGUGGAAAAGCUCUACAAAUUUUCAGUGGACGUCAGGAAAAUUCGCAGAUUAAAAGGAUGGGUACUUUUUGAGAAGGAAACCUAUGUUGAAGAAAUUGCAGGCAUUUUACAACAACUAGGUGCCGAUGAAGCUGCUAUAGCCAGCAUUUUGGAACGCUGCCCAGAAGCAAUAGUCUGCAGUCCAGCCACUUUGAACACCCAGAGAGAACUCUGGCAGUUGGUUUGCAAAAACGAGCAAGAGUUAGUCAAGUUAAUAGAACAGUUUCCAGAAUCUUUCUUUACCGUUAAAGACCAGGAAACCCAGAGGCUGAACAUUCAGUUCUUUCAAGAGUUGGGACUCAAAAAUGUGGUCAUUAGCAGAUUUUUGACAACUGCAUCUAAUGUUUUUCAUAAUCCUAUUGAGAAAAAUAAGCAAAUGAUAAGUAUUCUCCAGGAGAGUUAUCUAAAUUUAGGUGGCUCUGAGGCCAACAUGAAAGUUUGGUUACUCAAAUUGUUAAGCCAGAAUCCAUUUAUUUUGCUAAAUUCUUCUGCAGCUAUCAAGGAAACAUUAGAAUUUCUCCAGGAGCAAGGUUUUGCAAACUCUGAAAUUCUCCAGCUUCUAUCCAAACUCAAAGGAUUUCUUUUUCAACUUUGCCCAGGAAGUAUACAGAACAGCAUGUCCUUCUCUAAAAAUACUUUUAAAUGCACAGAUCAUGACUUGAAGCAAUUAGUUUUGAAAUGUCCUGCCAUUUUAUAUUAUUCCGUUCCAGUUUUGGAAGAGAGAAUUCAGGGAUUAUUAGAAGAAGGCAUUUCCAUAGCUCAGAUAAAAGAGACACCAAUGGUACUUGAAUUAACUCCACAGAUAGUACAGUACAGGAUAAGGAAACUGAAUUCUCUAGGCUAUAGGAUAAAGGAUGGACAUCUAGGAAAUCUAAAUGGAACAAAAAAAGAGUUUGAGGCUAACUUUGGCAAAAUUCAGGCCAAGAAAGGAAGGCCAUUAUUUAACCCUGUGGCACCAUUAAAUGUUGAAGAGUAACUUGCCGACUGCUGUUGCUUUCCAGCAUUGCAGAGUGAAGCUAAGUAGCGAAGACUUGAGUGAUUCAGGCAGUUUAUAGGCACUAGUAAUUUGAAGAAACUAUUUAGCUUGAGUUGAGUCUAAGUUACCUUUAAGUAUAUAAUCUCUGACAUAUUUUCUGUAUUUUAAACUAUAAGCUGCAUUUUAAAUAAAGUUGGUAAUUUUUACCUUGAACUAUUUCAGAAAACUCCUGUACUAGUAACGGCCCAACAGAGUGAUAACUUUAUAAGUGAAUCAUUUCUAAGAAAUUGCCAAGUAUACUCCCUUAAUUCAAAGGAUGGGUAUGUUUUUAUUUAUAUAGCACAUUUCAUCUGGGACACAGACCCAGUGUUCUUCCUCUCCACCAGCUCUGAAACAUCAUUCUACUGUGGUCUGAAACCUGUAUCUUCAAAUUAGGUGAAAUUAGCAAACUUCUAAUACAUUUUUUUUUAGAUAAAGCUGAUUUCAUCUCUUGGUUGGGAUAAAUGCGUGUCUUUGAGAAUGAAGAAUUUCUCAUUCGAAAAGAAUAGAGCUUGUGUGUUUAGUUUAAAAUUGACCAUCUCCUCUCAUAGAACUUUUAUGUGCAUCAAUACUUUCCCAUUUUAUAGAUGAGGAAACAAGCUUAGAGAGGCCUGCCAAGUGAUAGAGUCCAGAUUUACUGUGAUCUGACUUCUGUUCAAACCUGUGACUAGAAAAAGGAUUGCUUAGGAGUUGGCAUUACGAAAAGCCAUAGCACAGUAGGUUGGGUGUCAACUCGGAUUCAGUUCAGGUCCUGAUCUCAUGGCUCCAAGCUCAGCAGGAAGUCUGCUUGGAUAUAUUCUCCUUCUGCCCUGUCCCCCUCUUGUGCUCUCUUUCUCAAAUAAGUGUCUUUUUUAAAAGAAAAGAAAAACCAUACCCUUACCUGACAUGACAAAGGAGUACCAACAACAAACUUAGGAAUUUUUUGUAAAACUCCUUAAAUAUGAAGUGAUCUAAUUUAUAUACAUUUGAAUUAAGCAGCUUUUUUAGAAAACUGAAAAUCCAGGUCUGGCUCAGAAAGGGAAAAUGUGUGAUGGUUGGUACCGGUUUUAAUAGCAUUCCAAAUUUCUGUUUCUAAGUCUUGUUCCAAGAUAAACAUUAUCCAGAUAAAGACUGGCUCACCUCCAGCUGCGGAUUUUGAAUUUUGUAACAAAUAACACCACCAAACAGUUGACUCUCACACUCCCACCAUCUGUGUCCUGUGUGCAUGGCCUUUUUUUAAGUAAUGAAAACCCAAUUAAAAAUACACGCCAUGUCUUUAUUCACUUAGCAAAUGCAAGUAACCCUCAGUGUUCAAAUCUGUUUGGUUCCUUGGGGUAGUGAACAAUAGUCUCAUGUAGCACCUACUAAGUGCUGGGCAUGUUAUGCUUUAGAACGCUUAGAGCUGAGAACCACCAUUUACUGUUCUACAAAUGAGGAGAUGCAGGCACAGACAGGGUGUCACUUACCCAAAGUUAAACAGGAAUGUUUGUUCAAGAAAAAGAAUGGCAGCAACAGUUGGGGCAGGAGGAGUGUCCCCGUCCAUCUAAGGAAUGGGAUCGCAUUCUAAGUGUGAUGGGGGAGACCUUCAGAAAGAGUUUAGUUUGCUUGUCGUCCUGACCUAAUUAUCAGUGGUGUGCUUAUCUUCCACUCUCAGAAGUGUUCUAGUUUGGAACAUUUAUAUGGUUACCUUAGUUUUCUUUUAUUUUACAUUGAGAUGCCUACUAGCUGAGCAGAGAUGUCAAAUGGGCAAAUGGCAAAGUCUGGAACCGUGAGGUCAGAACUAGAGAUACUCCGGGAUCAUCUACGUAUCUAUGAUGGUAUUUAAAGCUAAGACUCUAAAUGAGAUUGCCCAGAAAUAAAUUAUAGAUUUUGUAGUAGUGACUGGCCACGGCUGGAAGCAAUUGACCAAAAGAGGUCCCGAGGAAAGAGGGCGUGGCCAAUAAUAUUGAAUGCCAUAGAGCGGUCAACUAAGAUACAGAUAAGUGACCAAUGGAUUUGGCCAAAAAGAAAUCACUGGUUGGCCCUAUCAGGAGUGACUGGUGCAAUGAGAAAGGUAAGAAGGCACCUGGGGGGGGGGGGUUCGUGAGAACAG
Messenger RNA from Mustela erminea (ermine), 5504 nucleotides. RefSeq names its product mitochondrial transcription termination factor 2 (gene MTERF2). Gene Ontology annotation, molecular function: double-stranded DNA binding. The record is from RefSeq and is a predicted model, not a curated record. Bases 2111 to 3394 code for a protein of 427 amino acids. Lineage: Eukaryota; Metazoa; Chordata; Mammalia; Carnivora; Mustelidae. Gene Ontology annotation, cellular component: mitochondrial matrix. Gene Ontology annotation, biological process: termination of mitochondrial transcription; regulation of DNA-templated transcription. The transcript has 4 exons.